Messenger RNA from Momordica charantia (bitter melon), 1318 nucleotides. RefSeq names its product HSP20-like chaperones superfamily protein (gene BOB1). The record is from RefSeq and is a predicted model, not a curated record. Gene Ontology annotation, biological process: protein folding. Gene Ontology annotation, cellular component: cytoplasm. NCBI's taxonomy places the organism in Eukaryota, Viridiplantae, Streptophyta, Magnoliopsida, Cucurbitales, Cucurbitaceae.
CAUAAGGCAUGGAAAUUUUCACACACAUAUAUAAUAGUCGCUUGAAAAUCCAUCUCUAAACCCUUGGACUGAUCCUUACUAGCGAUUAGCGAGCCGGCCAAUUUCUGUCCGCCAUGGCGAUUAUCUCCGAUUACGAAGAGAAAGAGGAAAUCCCCAAGCCCAAGAAGCCUUCCUCGUCGUCUUCAUCGGCCAAGCCUUCUCAGUUCAAUGCCAACUUCGAUCCUUCAAACCCUCUAGGGUUUUUGGAGAAGGUGUUCGAUUUUAUUGCCAAGGAGAGCGACUUUCUUUUCAGGGAUACAGUCGAGAAGGAGAUCGAGACGGUAGUGCGUAGAGCUGUGGAGAAGAGAAAGAAGCAGGAAGACUCACUUGAGCAUAGUAGAAAGGCUGAGAAGAGGGUGAAGGAGGAGCCGAGGACUGUCAAGGAGGAGCCCAGGACCGUGAAGGAGGAGCCGCAGACUGUGGCAUCUCUGGCAGAAGAGAAGAUUGAUGUGAAGUUGGAGCAAGGCGCCGAGGAGAAGAAAGAGGACAAUGGGCCUAGAGUUCCCAACCACGGUAAUGGUCUUGAUAUGGACAACUACUCUUGGACACAGACACUCCAAGAAGUGAAUGUUAAUGUACCAGUACCCAAAGGAACCAAAUCCAGGUUUGUGGUGUGUGAGAUCAAGAAGAAUCAUCUCAAAGUUGGACUAAAGGGUCAACCGCCAGUGAUAGAUGGAGAUCUUUGUCAGAUUGUCAAGCCAGAUGAUUGUUAUUGGAGCAUAGAGGAUCAGAGCAUGAUCUCUAUUCUUUUGACCAAGCACAACCAAAUGGAGUGGUGGAAGUAUUUAGUGAAGGGUGAACCUGAGGUUGAUACUCAGAAGGUUGAACCUGAGAACAGCAAACUGUCUGAUUUGGAUGCAGAAACAAGGCAAACAGUUGAAAAGAUGAUGUUCGAUCAAAGGCAGAAGUCCAUGGGACUCCCAACCAGUGAUGAGAUGCAGAAGCAGGAGAUUCUGAAGAAGUUCAUGGCUGAGCAUCCGGAGAUGGACUUUUCAAGGGCAAAGAUCUCAUAAGCGGAAAUUUUCUGGCUGAUUCUACGACAUAUAGAUAAUAGAACCCCAAAAACAAAACAAAAACAAAAAAGCAAAAGAAGUCAAAUAGAUUCUGUUUCAGAGGUGGGAGGAUUUUUUUUCCUUGUGUUUCUUUUUGAAUUCUCUAGUUGGUUUUCUAAUGUUUUGUUAGGGGAGAAUGAGGGCUUUUAGAAAACAUGUUCUCAUUCAUUUACUUUGCUACCAUGUAUGUACUGAAUUAAGGUUUUACCAUUUUAUUUUUUUCACGA